Molecule: messenger RNA, 878 nt
Organism: Eptesicus fuscus (big brown bat)
Lineage: Eukaryota; Metazoa; Chordata; Mammalia; Chiroptera; Vespertilionidae
Gene: OCIAD2
Product: OCIA domain containing 2
Exons: 7
Coding region: 163-624 (153 amino acids)
Cellular component (GO): mitochondrial inner membrane
Source: RefSeq, a predicted model, not a curated record
GCGGGCAGCGGUCCCGGCUGCAGCCGCAGCGGCGGGGAGAGGCGGGCUCCGCUCUGCGGGCGCGGGAGGCGCGCGGCCUGGGAGGCGAUCUUCACCUUGCAGACGUCAGGUCAACGCGUAAGCAGAGUACACUCAACUAGAAGGGAAGCAAAGACGGUCAUCAUGGCGUCAGUGUCUACCCAUGGAAACCAAGAUAAACCGCACUUGCCACCACUAAGCAAGCAGAGCCUGUUGUUUUGUCCAAAAUCAAAACUGCACAUCCACAGAGCGGAGAUUUCAAAGAUUAUCAGAGAAUGUCAAGAAGAAAGUUUCUGGAAGAGAGCCCUGCCUUUUUCUCUCGGAAGCAUGCUUGUUACCCAAGGACUAGUCCACCACGGUUAUUUAGCAGCUAACCCAAGAUUUGGAUCAUUGCCUAAAGUUGCACUUGCUGGUAUCCUGGGAUAUGGCCUGGGAAAGGCAUCAUACAUAGGAGUCUGCCAAAGUAAAUUUCACUCCCUUGACGAUCAACUACGUGGGGCUGGUUUUGGUCCAGGGCAUAACAGGCACUGCCUGCUUACCUGUGAGGAGUGCAAAAUUAAGCACGGAUUAAGUGAGGAGCGAAGUUCACAGCCUUCAGCUUCCUAGACUCUACACCUGUGGCUCUUGAAGUUUCUUAAACCUCUGAAUUUGCACACACUACAGUUUCAGGUGUACUGGAAAAAAAAGCGUACCGUGGGACAGAAACAUUGUGAUUCUAUCAAAAUGCUUUUUGCAGGAGAAUUGAGUGUAUGUUUUUCUACUGUGUACGAACAUGGUGGGAGAAUUCACACACCAAAGAGAAAUUAUGUUGUAUUCUAACUUGCAUACAGUGAAGUAAAAGAAUGUCAAGUCCUCUCUAA